CCUCCGGCCCAACCCGCCAAGUUCCAAGAGCUCCCAGACGAGCGUGCGCCGAGAACGAACACUGCCCUGGCAGCACACGGCGCACACGAGCCAGCUUGCGGCGCGCCCUGAAGAGGUUCCUGAGACAAGCGCGGCCCUGGGACUUUGAAAGGGAGGUUUAGAAACCCGGAGCGCACAAGUGAUCAAGCCAGCGCUCCUUCCGGCACCUGUUCGUCCCGCGCCACCGCUACCCGGCUCCCCACCCCUUCGAUCUUCGUCUCUCUGGCGCCCGAGUGCUCCCGGGAUGAAUUCAGUGCUAGGCAACCAGACCGAAGUGGCUGGCCUGUUCCUGGCCAACAGUAGCGAGGCACUGGAGCGCGCGGUGCGCUGCUGUACCCAGGCGUCGGUGGUGACCGAUGAUGGCUUCGCCGAGGGCGGCCCCGACGAGCGCAGCCUGUACAUCAUGCGCGUGGUGCAGAUCGCAGUCAUGUGCGUGCUCUCGCUCACUGUGGUCUUCGGCAUCUUCUUCCUCGGCUGCAACCUGCUCAUCAAGUCCGAAGGCAUGAUCAAUUUCCUGGUGAAGGACCGGAGGCCGUCUAAAGAGGUCGAGGCAGUGGUCGUGGGGCCCUACUGAGUGGCCUCGGGUAGCC
Molecule: messenger RNA, 629 nt
Organism: Acomys russatus (golden spiny mouse)
Lineage: Eukaryota; Metazoa; Chordata; Mammalia; Rodentia; Muridae
Gene: Rprm
Product: reprimo, TP53 dependent G2 arrest mediator homolog
Exons: 1
Coding region: 284-613 (109 amino acids)
Biological process (GO): regulation of mitotic cell cycle
Cellular component (GO): cytoplasm
Source: RefSeq, a predicted model, not a curated record